Molecule: messenger RNA, 4356 nt
Organism: Phycodurus eques (leafy seadragon)
Lineage: Eukaryota; Metazoa; Chordata; Actinopteri; Syngnathiformes; Syngnathidae
Gene: alms1
Product: ALMS1 centrosome and basal body associated protein
Exons: 22
Coding region: 228-4220 (1330 amino acids)
Biological process (GO): regulation of centriole replication
Cellular component (GO): centrosome; cytosol; centriole
Source: RefSeq, a predicted model, not a curated record
GAAAGAAAACAAGGGUGUUGAAGUCGACUUGCAAAUGAGGGAUCCAAAAAAGAAUGACAAGCGAGACGAUGGCAAUUGCACUAGUAGUGGCUGGUCAAUAGAGGGCGCCUGUGGUCACUGCGUUACUUUCCUUGAAGACAAAACAAAAUGAGGAUAGAAGAUGAGGUACAAAUUCUUCAGGAUGCAACUCAGACAAAUCCAGGAAGGGGCCAUUAAUCACGCUCUAAAUGUUUGCCGGGUGGGAAUCCGCCGAGCUGUCGGACGAUGACGACAUGAGCGUGGACAAAGUUAGAAGUUUCCAGCGUGGCGGUCACACGAAUGGCAAACUGAAGAGCAGUCCUCCGCAUUCGCAUCUCCAGUUCCAGGACAGCGCUUUGUCUCCGACGCUUGCCCUGUUGCCAGCGAACCGCGCCGGAGAAGCCAGCGUGGCAGAAUACUCCUUAUUCCAAAAAAGCGAUGCAGAAUUUCUGCCUCUAAGCGCUUGUCCCGACUUUUCUGCGGGACACGAGUCUGAUGAGGGCUCUCUGUCGCAGCGCCCUUUGGCCCAAGAGAGCGCGACCUCCGAGGGCGAGCUCACUUUCACGCCGCAGAAAGUCCACGCGGUCGGCGAGGCUGCCGAUGUCGGUCACAUCGCCUCCGGCUCUCGCGACACGCAACCGGACGCCGCCAGCGAGCUGUUGUACCGACAGCUGCUGUCCCAGAGCAACAAAUCCACGGCGGAAACGUCCAAAGGCGAGACGAGCGCGCCGAGAUGCCGGCGCGACGGCGCGGAAGAGUCUUACCUCGGUUUCCUGCCGCACUCCCGGUCCACGCCGGGGUUUCUAGAGCUCCCGUCCAAGUCCGCCGUCACCUCGAGGACUCUCUCCGUCAUCCCCUCCAGCGACGAGCGUUCCCAACAAGUUCACGACGGGAACCCCUGCAGCGAAGUGAUGCUGAGUUCCAACGCGACGGCGAAUUCCGAGGCGGGCGCGUCACUGUUAGCGUCCUCUUCUGUCGUCAGCUCGGAGGUCGAGAACUACGCCGCCUACUGGACCUCCAAACCCACUUCGCCAGCCGAACAGGCAGACCUCAACAUCGAAGAGAGGAUUCCGCUGUAUCUCCAAAACCUCGGCAUUGACCAAUCGCCCGCCGACAUCUUGACCGCGUUUGCGCCCAGGGGACCAAUCAGGGAGCCGGAAUUCUCCCCCAGCGAUCUCAGCACCAUCAAGGAUUCUCCGGGACGCACGCCCACGAAGUCGUCCGAAGCCGGCAGCCCUCCAAAAGGAGAGUUGACGGACUCCGCUACGUCGCUCCCUUCCAGCCGGGGCAGUCUUCCGGUCGCCACCCGCCGUCCUCCCGCCCUCCCGAAUCCCCGCUCGGCCGAGAGUUCAAGUAACCGAGCUCGCUCCUCGCCGUUCGCGGUCCGGUCGUCGUCUGGCUCGGAGAAAGCGGCAGAAGGUCCCGCGUGCGUGAGCUCGUCGGCAAAGCUCACCGUCGCGCCGCCCGCUGUCGAGAUCGGGGAUACGGCGUCGCCCCGGCGGGCCGAGCCGGAAGGCUGCAGCGCCGCCCCUCGGUCGCCCAUUGCCGUCGGACCGCCGCCGGCCGCGGACGAGCGGGAGCCCGCCUCGCUUCCCGCGCAUCCUUCGGACGCGUCGGACGAGGAGGUGUCGCUUCCGGACGGUCUCGUGCCGGUCCCGGAGGACCCGGAGGAUCGAUCGGCGAUGAGCGACGGGAGCGGUCGGAGUUCGCUGACCGUCCGGGUGGCCGAGCUGCUGCGGGGCGGAUCCCCUGCCGCCGGCGUCUCGGACCGCGACCUCCCGAAACACAAAAAGAGCUUCAUCUUGAAGCUGUCGGAAGGCCAUUUUGACUCGCUGGAGUUGGACGAAGAAGAUCGGCGACGCAUCGAAGAGAUCAAGGCGGCGAUGCUCUCGAACAACUUUGUGACGAGCGAGAGCAGCACGGACACGGAGACCACGGCGGCGUCCGGCGCGUCGCGGCCCCUCUCGGACCUGGCGGGCGCGUGGACACCCGUCCUUCCCGGAGCCGAGCGCACCUACCUGGAUGCUCGCGAGAUCGCCGGCGUUGACGUCAAGGCGCACACGUCCAUCACGAUCGCCGCCCGUAAGCGCCCCGCCCCCGCCGCCUCCUCGCUGCCGCCCGAGCCCCUCCUGCACGCCCAGCUGGAUGCAGGGUUUGUACGCAAGAAUCCUGCGGCUGGGAAGUCGUCAGAGGAGGAAGGAGGAAGCCAGAACGCCACACGCGCGGACUCGGCCGGUCGCCCGGAGGAGACGUCGCGCCCCCGUCACGUCGCCGAGGACAGCACUAUCCCGUUCGCUCAAGUGUCACGCGCCCACCUCACCCUCUCGCCGAAGCCCCCCGAGCGAGCCCCCCGCGCUUCGACCUCCUCGUCGUCAUCCUUGUCGUCUUCGCGGCCGACGGCGGAGCCCGCCGCCCACGGGUUCGUCCCGCUGAGUCGCUCCUCGCCCGUCGUCAGCGGCACGGACGAGGGCGUCGACCCGUCCGGCCCCCCGCCCCAGUGGGACGGACGCGGAUGGCCCGCAUCUGCUCUAGCUCCUCCCCCUACCCCCCCUCAUCAUCAUCAUCAUCCUCAUCAUCAGUCUGUCACUGGCAGCACCAUGAGGAGCUACACACCGGAAACUCCAGUAAGGGACGAGGAGUGCGCGGCGCGGGCACCGCCGCCCGCGCUGCGUCCGUACAAACCUCGCGGCGCCAGCGAGCUCUUCUUCUUGCCUCACGCCGAAGCCGACGCGUCGUCCUCGUGCACCACCGUGGAGAGCUCGCACACGGGUCUGGACGACGCGGUCCCGCCGCAGUUCCCCGCCGGGGUUCUGGGCCAGACGGACCCGGGCCUGGACCGCGGCGUCACCAUCAAGCACGCCGAGGGCAUCUACAGCAAGAAGCGCGCCAACGCGCUGCCGCGCUCAGGUGGCGCUGUGGCGUCGGAUGAAAGAUUUCCUCAAGCGAGCCAGCGUGACGCCUCCGCAAUGGAGCGCCUCAGGUCGGGAGGCGGAGUUACGCGGGAAGCGGACCGAUGGCCGCUGGCGCCCUCGGACAGGGAGGCGUGGCUACUGGAGCAGCUGCAGCGCCUGUCUGAUCUCAUCCUCACCACCGGGGGCGCUGACGCGCCACCCGCCAGGACUGAAUUCGGCCAGACACGGGCGCGCACGCGGCAGCCUCACGCCACCGCGUGCGUUCUUUGUCCCGCUGACAGAGACGAGUCGAGCGCCACGUCGUCCACGCUGGACACGGACCGCCUGGUGCGGGCGUUCGGCGCCCGCCGCAUCCUGAGCGCCAAGACGCCCAAGAGCUCCGCCAAGAGCGCCGCCCGCCUCCACAAACUCUACGGCGAAGUGGCCAAGCAGAGGGCGCAGUGGGAGGGGCGGAGCUUCAACACGCCGCCGCCGUCGGACACCACCCUCACCGAGACGUCCAACGCGACUGGCGAGUCGUCGUCGACGGGCUCGUCGUACACCGCGACGCCGCAGCCCAGAACCUCCAAGAAGCCGCUCAGCAGAGGCCUCCAAGCAGUUGAUGUGGAGAUCGUGUGCAACGCGACGCGCCUUCGCACCAGAGACGUGGGAACCAUGUUCCCGCCGGCGGGACGAGCGGUCAAAGGUCAGGUGAGCUCCCUCAAGCACAAGAAGCCGCGCGCCCCACCGAAGCUCCCCAAAGCGGUGUGGUGGUUCGUCCCGUUGGACGACGACUCCAAGGAGAACCGGCCCGAGGAAGAAGCGGCGCUAGAGGGACUACAGGAGCCGGACGAGCCGGAGGCUCCGAAACCCGGGCCGAGUACGGUGUGGUACGACAAAACGGCCAGAGAACCACUCGGAUCGCGACAAGUUGACGACGACGACAUUGUACAUUUUGCGUCCUCCAAAAGCGGCCAUCAAGUCCCUUCUCUGCAGGAAGCUCUGGCCACGCGACGGGCCGACUUCAUAUCGCGCUCGCGUCGACGGGUUCAAAUCUUGCGUGGGAGGAAGAUGAACGGAGGCAGGCUGCCAGGCGGCGGCGUGCCGAGGAGGGCGGUGCCCCGGAAGGAAAUGAUCCAGCGGACCAAACGGAUGUACGAAAGGCUUCCGGAGGUUCUGCGCAAGCUGGAAGCAGACCGAAGGGAAGCGCAAAACCAACUGAACCAACUCAAUCUUCAGAUUUACAACAAGAGAAUCACCAAACGUCGCCUGGACAACCGCAAUGCUGUCGGACACGAAAAGCUUUGGUGAAUUCAUCCCUGGACUUUUUUAUUAAUAAUUUUUAAAUGUAGCACUGAAAUCAGGUUGGACAUUUUGUUUUAAUGGUUAUAAUAAAAUAGGUCACAAAGAAUUUUUUUCAAAAUUAAACAUGGGUUGACAAGCCACA